AUGAGUCUCACGGCGUUCAUCCCCCGUGACCCUCUUCAUCUCAUCUCCCUCUCUCUUGGUGUCGUUGGCCUCUUCCUUGCUACCAUCUUCGUGUUAGCAUUGAGGCCAAAGGGCAAGAAUGGCGAAGUAAGCACUUUGCAAGCCUACCUCAAGUUCGCUUGGGUGUGUUUCUUCAAGCCACACACUGGUGAUAAAUCUGGAAGCCAACAGGAUGCUUUGGAGAGCUUCUACAACGCUCAGGCUGAUGUCUACGAUGCUACUCGCGCACGGCUUCUCCGUGGUCGCGAGGACAUGUUGGGACUCGCAGCUUCUCAGCUUAAACACCGCGCUGAAGAGGGCUUGAUCUCUCAGCGACCCGUCUGGGUUGACAUUGGUGGUGGAACUGGUCACAAUGUUGAACAGAUGGGCAAAUUCCUUUCUGUUCCUGAUUUUUUCCGCUCAGUUUACGUCGUCGACUUCUCCCCAAGCCUGUGCGAGAUGGCUCGUCAGCGCUUUGAACGACUUGGCUGGAAAAAUGUCAAGGUCGUUUGUCAAGAUGCUCGUGCUUUCCGUCUGCAUGAACACGAGAAGGAGGCCUUCCAACGUAAGGAGAACAACCUCAAGGGCCAGAAUGUCCGUGAUCUCGAUGAGAACGCGGAUGCUGGAGGUGCUGAGCUCGUAACCAUGAGCUAUGCCCUAUCCAUGAUUCCCGAGUUCUACCCUGUGAUCGACUCUAUCUCUUCUCUCGUUUCUCCUAAUGGUAUCAUUGGUGUCGUCGAUUUCUACGUCCAGAACCAGAUUGAUUACCAAAGCCGCAACUACACGGGCGGUGUCAUUGACCGACACUGCAUGUGGAUCUCGAGGGUUUUCUGGCGCACAUGGUUCGAGAUUGACCGUGUUAAUCUUGAGCCAGCUCGUCGGGAUUACUUGGAGUACCGCUUCGGUACUGUGCUCAGCGUGAAUGCUCGCAACAGCAUGUUUGGUGUUCACAUUCCAUACUACAUCUGGAUUGGUUGCUCAAAAGACCACGGUGCUUCUACCCAAAAGCUUGCUGAGAUCGAUGCUGCUGCGACCGAGUCACCAUACCUUUCUGCUCUUGAUCUUCAGACUGGCGUGACUGAUGUGGAAGUUCGUUCCAAAGCCUAUGAGUCGGCUAUUGUCAACUUGCAAUCAAGCCUCCCGCUACCUGCUACAUGGUAUCAAAACCAUCACUGGCGAAUCUACUACGAUCAUCAGCUCCCCAAGCACACUCGCUUCAACAACAGCUAUAUCUACGCUUUCACCUGGGAGGACGACCAAGCUGAUGCACGCCUCCUCAAGGUACGCGCAGACGAUGUCGUUCUUGCCAUCGGCUCUGCUGGUGACAACAUCUUGUCCUUCUGCCUUGAAGCUCCUCGCCGAGUUCAUGCUGUCGAUUUGAACCCAUCUCAGAACCAUCUACUCGAACUCAAGGUUGCCGCUUUCUCUGCACUUCCCUAUUCCGAUGUCUGGAAGAUGUUCGGUGAGGGCCAUCACCCCGAGUUCCGCAAUCUCCUUGUCAACAAGCUCAGCCCACACAUGUCGAGUCUUGCUUUCCAAUUUUGGCUGCAAAACGGUCCCGAUGUUUUCGGGAACAAAUCUAAGGGACUUUACUACACUGGAGGUUCUGGCAACGCUCUCACUCUUAUCGGUUGGCUCUUCCGCGUCCUCGGAAUGGGCGAUGAGGUGAAGAAAUUAUGCGCCGCACAAACCCUUGCUGAGCAGCGCGAGAUCUGGCAACGCAGUAUCAAAUCCGUUCUCCACUCCAAGCUCCUUACAUGGGUCGUCCUAGGCAACGAGAAGUGGCUCUGGAAAGCCCUCGGCGUGCCACCAGCACAGCGCAACAUGAUUGAGGAAGACUACAAGAAGGCCGUCAAGACAGGAGCCACUCAGACCAGCGGCUCCGGACACGCCAUCUACGAAUACGUCCUCAACACCUUCGAGCCCGUCGUCAACACCACCCUCCUCAGCACCUCAAACCACUACUACCUCCUCUCUCUCCUCGGCAAAUACACUCCUACAUCCCACCCAACCUACCUCUCCCCCAAAUCCCACGUCAAGCUCAGCAAGUCAUCCGCCUUCAACGGCCUCCGCAUCCACACCGACGAAAUCAGCGAGGUCAUCUCCCGCAUGCGUCCCAGCACACUGACCAUCGUCGUUGUGAUGGACAGCAUGGACUGGUUCCCGCCAGAGGGCAAGCAGGCCAUCCGACAGAUCCAGGCGCUCAACCGUGCGCUGAAGGUCAGGGGCCGAGUGAUGCUUAGGAGUGCCGGCCUGGAGCCGUGGUACGUCAAGGUGUUUGAGAGCGAGGGCUUCAGCUGCAAGAGGGUUGCUGCGAGAAUCCCAGGUUCCUGCAUCGAUCGGGUGAACAUGUAUGCCUCUACCUGGAUCUGCACCAAGGAGCAGGGCACCGAAUCGGAGGAGAUCAAGGACCGACUGAGGAAGAGUUCGCUGGCUGGACUCAGCCUCGGCGAUCCUGCCAUGUCAUAG
This is a messenger RNA of Aaosphaeria arxii CBS 175.79, 2487 nucleotides long. RefSeq lists its product as uncharacterized. The transcript has 8 exons. The record is from RefSeq and is a predicted model, not a curated record. The coding region runs from base 1 to 2487 and encodes 828 amino acids. Lineage: Eukaryota; Fungi; Ascomycota; Dothideomycetes; Pleosporales.